AGUCUUUGUAAGAGACAGCGCGCAAACAUGAACAGUAUACGUUUGUUCGAUCGCAUGUUUGCUGCAGCUUGAGUAGGGCAAUGCCGCGCCCCUGCAUUGGAGUUGCUCUGGCGCUUCUGGUUUUUGUUGCGAGCAUUGCGUGUGUUUCAAUAUUCCAGCCGUCUCUUGGGUGUUUGCAGCAAAACACAGUUCUUGGGGCAAGCCCCGCACAGCUGCAGCUGCCGCCGCAAUCGCAGCCAGACGUUUGGACCACUUUUGUCUCCAGAGUGCUUGCUGGUCCUGAUGUGAAGGCUUGGCAAUGCUCGUCUUCAAAGUUGGCAGUGUUGAAUUUCUCUACAGUUCCCGAACUGCGGGUUGCACCAUUGGGCCCGCGCGGCCCGCUUCAAGUAUUUGCAUCCACUGAGAAAGGUCAAUGCAAUUUGCUUCCCUUGGGUUGUUUGAAGGAGCCGACACGCUCGCAAGGCAUAGUUGAAGCUCCUUGGUUGGAGGAUGUUAUCAAUGCGGCUUUCCGCCAUUGCCACACGAAUCCUCCAUGCCAUGCCCUGGAUAUCGGAUCGAACCUUGGCAUCAUUACGCUCCUAAUGCUCCACGCAGGCGGAAAUGUUGUUUCAGUCGAGCCGCAACUUGACAUGUGCUGCGCGUCGCAUGCCACCGCAUUAUGGCAUGGUCAUGGCAGUCGCCAUUUGCAAUUGUGCGGAUGGCUCAUGGUGCAGCCUGGCCUCAAGGAAUUGGCUGUGCCGGCAGGCGCUCAAUUUUUCAGGUAUGGAAGCCAUUACUAUGAUGAGAGCGGAGCAGUCGCAGUUUCCCUUUUCAAUGUCACACGAAGUUUUCUCGCAAAAGGAUUGCCCUUGUCUUGGCCAGUUCAUACUCUUGGAGAUAUUCUAAUGCUUAAGCCAUUCGGCCGCUACACAAUGAUCAAAAUAGAUACGGAUUCAGCAGAUUGCAACAUUCUCCAGUACUUGGUGCAACUGUGGCAGGCAGGUAUUCUCGAGAUGGACCACGUAACGUUAGAAAUGUCCGGAUUUUGCGCGGAUGAGACUCAGCGCAGCGCAAUCAACAAACUCUUCGCAGAGAUGCAGGCAGGCUUUCAUUUAUACCGUGCGGAUGCAAAUUUUGCUCAGCAGAAUGGAUAUGCUGCAAAUUUUGACUUAUUUCCAAAUGUGACCGAGAAAGUCGUGGAAUUGGCCCACGCAAGAAUGCUCAAAUUCAACAGGAUGACGCUGCAACAAUGGCAAGAAGCCUCGGCCUACGACAUCAUGCGAUCUGGGGAAGGACGCCCAGGUUACCAUUUACUCGCAAGGGCGAGGCAUCUUCCUGAAUUGUAAAACAUUCAAUCAGAAAGCGCAAGUAGAAACGCAAUGCGCGCAGGUGGGGGGGAAGGGUUGGUUUAGCUACGGAUCGCACAAGCCUUGCCCUAGUUUGUGAAUUGUAGAACAUGCGCCAGCAGGAAAACGGACUGCGAGAGCCGUGGCGUGGCACCAGUGCUUGUUCAUAAUUGCAUAUCUGUCCAGGACGCGGGCAACCCCCAAAUGUCUC
This is a messenger RNA of Effrenium voratum, 1536 nucleotides long. The record is from the annotation of a GenBank genome assembly. Lineage: Eukaryota; Dinophyceae; Suessiales; Symbiodiniaceae.